UCCAAACUUUAGCUUCUGCAAACGUCACGAGAAGCGAGUGGUGUGAGUUUCACAGAAGAUUAUUUUCACUUUGCUACGUAUCUGUUAUAUAUACGGCUACAAAUACUUGUGCGCAUCAAUAUACUUCAUACUUUGUAACGUUACACAAUGAGCGCGGGUCGGACUGUUGAGGGAGCGGGAUGUGUGACCUGGUGGGGAUUCGGACCAGCACGAGACCUCCUGAGCUCAGACACACACAGAGAGAGGCCUCAUGGAGAGCUGAAUAUUUUGCUGGUGGGCAGCGCAGAUCCCAGACACAUCCUGAAGACCAUCACUGGACUGACAGACUCGGACACACUACAUGUUUGGGUGAUUGAGAACAGCAUGGAGGUUGUUGCCAGACAGCUAGUACUACUUUAUGUAUCACUUCUGACCCCUGAGAACAUGAGUUUACACAAGAAGACAGAAGUGUUUCUGGAGGUGUUUGGAAACUCUGAGAUUCGCAAAGAGACGGAAGAAACGUUGAAACACGCCGCAUCUCAGCUCUCUCUGUCUAUCACAAACACUUUGUUUUCUGACUCGGAUACCCAUCCUUGCCUUGAUACAAGCCUUCUAAAGUUUAAGGAGAGAGAUGAGUUGGUACGGAUCUUUAAAUUGUGGGAACGGCCGCCUUCAGUUCCAGCAAGUGUCCGUAAGGUCUGGGAUGCCCGUGUUCGGCAGCACCUGGGGACACGUUAUGACUCACGCCAGGGCUGUUUCGACUGGGAUCUCACUAUGAAACUGCACCAGAGCGGCUGUGGUGUCAUUAGCAAACAUCAGUAUGUGAAAUGGAGAGAAAGCGGUGUAGCUUUUGAGAUGAGGGAGGGGCUCUACCAAACAGCCAAUCAGAGUCUGCUCUCCACACGAGUGUUCAAUCAUAGAGGAGAUCGGGUCGCUGUUAGAGGCUAUUGGGGCGACAUCGUCUCCAGUCCAUAUCUGUCCUUCGGCAUAGAGACAGAAAACAAAGAUCUGCUGAAGAAACAGAACAACCAGCAUGUGAAGACAGCUCAGGAUAUUUCAGAAGUGAACGUCCUGGCGUUAUUUGAAUCUCUUUCCACUAGAGGGAGCUCUUUACUGAAUGAAAAUGAACCAAACCUUUCAAGUUCCUGUUGUCAAUCCACAAACAGUCUCCUAACAGAAGAGAAGACACAGAAAGAUCCAUGUGCCUCUCAAACUCACACAAAACCUGAGCAACAUCCAGAACAACAGACACAAGUGCUUGAUUUGCUCAAUGUGAAUGGAGUGAAAGUGAAAUUUCUGUCUCCAGACUCACUCAGCAAACUUCCUCUCAAAAAUAAAUACAGGAACCUGUUUAACACCAUCUACUGUUCAGCCAGUAUGGUUCAUCAGCUGGAUUCUUUUCUGAGGGAGAUCACAGCGCCUGAUGCAUCUCUAAUAAUAGAGUUAGCAAACUUCCUGUUGGACCUUUCAAAAGAGCAAGUGUCAGGUUUUGCUGACAAAGUGAAGGAGAUCGCUGAAGAAUCGGGAUUCACAGAAACGCAUUACCAGAGCAGUGAUGUAUAUGCAGUUUUCACACAGAAACAAAACUGAAGGACUCUGACACUGAGAUAUUAUACCAACAAACAUCAUUAUAAUAAAACCACCAACACGUCUGUGCUUGAACAGUUUUAAUAAAAAAAACCUUUUCAUUCUCAUACAAAAUGUCAAGGAAUGACAGAUUUCCAGGGUAAGAGAGAAAGUGUAAAGCAGUGUACAGAUAGUCUGAAACCGAAGAAAGUCAGAGAAACAGAAUGCAGUACUGUCCCGGGAGGAAAGAGAGAUCGAUCGCUGGAUGAUUCAACAUUCAUCAGAAAGAUGAGGUACUGUAAAACACUGCUGCUCCAGACUAAUAUCAGCACUACACAAACGCUUGCAUUGCUACUGUUCUCAGUUUCAAGUUAAUCAUUGGAAUACUGACAAUAAUAAUAAUAAUAUAACAACAACAGUACAAUUCUUCAGUAAGGUUAAAACUCAAACAGUGUAAGCAGUGUUAUGCAUUACAGAAAAAAGACAAGAACUUUUUGAUAUAGACACAUAUAUAUAAUAUUUCCACAAUGACAUAUCUAGUUGUGCAAAUGGGUCUUGUGCACUUGAAAGGCAACUUUAUAUUGUUUUAAAUGGCUAAUAUGAGGGCGUACAGACACAAUAAAGAGUAGAGCUGCCAACAGAUUGCAAGGACAAAACAGAAAAACUUCAAGGAUGUCUAGAAGCCCUUGCUCUCAGUCCGGCCAAGUGACAUCCUGGUGAAAAACAGCUUUAAUGCAGACUGUACAGUGAUUGUACAUUUCUGAUGUUGAUGAGCGUCUCAUUAAUUCACCUUCUUGUCCUAUGCAAAGUGUAAUAGUUUUGAUGUUGUGUCUAAUGCAGCAAUUGUUCAAUCAAAGUGGUUAUAGUAGUAUAGUUAGUUACAGGAAUAUAUCCUGCCUCUCAACUCUAAUCGGUCUAUUUUAUUCAUAUUAUAAUACCUCUUGUUUUCUUUUCAUUAUUCUGUCAGUAAUUUAAAUGAAUAGUUUACCCAAAAAUGAAAAUUUACUGAAAUACCAACCAAAAUGUAGAUUAAGUUCGUUUCUUCAUCAGAAAUUAACUGUACAUCUCUUGUUCCCCAAUGGAUCCUGUGCAGUAAAUGGGUGCCGUCAAAAUGAGAGUCCACACAGUAAUCCACACCAAUCCAGUCAAUCAGUUAAGGUCUUGUGAAGCUAAAGGAUGUGUGUUUGUAAGAAGCAAAUCUAUCAUUCAGGCAGUUUAACUUUAAACUGUCACUUCUGGCCAAAAUACGAGUCCAUAAUCCAUAACAACAUAUUUAUUUAGAACUGUUUUUGUCUUGUAAACAGUGCUUUGAUUUGUGCAUAUUUCUCUCCUGAUUUAGACAACAUUUUCACUGGAUAAAGCAAAUAUUAUGGAUUAUGAACUCCAGUUUUAAGUGAAAAACAUCUUAAUGAUGAGUUUGUUCAUUACAAACACAGUUUUUACAGUCAAGUUGAUUACUUCAGGAUUAUUUUGAUGUUAAUCAGCUGUUUGGACUUUUUUUCUGACGGCACCCAUUCAGUGCAGAGCAUCCCUUGCUGAGCAAGAGAUGUAAUGCUACAUUUCUUCAAAUCUGAUGAAGAAACAAACUCUUGAACGACAAGUAAAUUUUUUUAGCAAAUCUUCAUUUUGGGGUGAAAUAUUCCUUUAAAUAAAGCUUAACACUUCUCUACUUUUUUGAAAAUAGAAUUUACGUGGAAUAUUUAUUAAAGGGUUUAGUAUUAUUAUUAUUGAAUAUAUAAAAAUCAUGACCACAUUUAGCUUUGAAAGCAUUCUGGCCGUCUAAUUAGUUCAUUAGAAGGUUAACCAAAUGAUUUAAUUCCAAGUACACCUUUUAAAAUCAAAACCAUAUCAGAUUUUGUAUCACAUACCUAGCUUUGUUAAGGAAACAUGUCUUUGUAAAGUAAACAGGAACUAUUUGCAAUUAACUGGCCUUGAUUUUUCUUUGAAGUUAAACUGUGCAUUUGAAAUAUUGAGAUAUUAACAAAUGUGUUCCUUCUCAGACAUCACUUUCUUUAGACCUAUUACACAUUCUUAAAUUUGCUAAAUUAAUUGUAAAUUGUUAUUAAGUUAUUUUAUCUUAACUCUUCCUUGUGUAAAAAAAAAAAAAAAAAAAAG
Messenger RNA from Carassius auratus (goldfish), 3660 nucleotides. RefSeq names its product dynein axonemal assembly factor 3 like (gene dnaaf3l). The transcript is spliced from 12 exons. The coding region runs from base 148 to 1569 and encodes 473 amino acids. Gene Ontology annotation, biological process: motile cilium assembly; axonemal dynein complex assembly. Lineage: Eukaryota; Metazoa; Chordata; Actinopteri; Cypriniformes; Cyprinidae. The record is from RefSeq and is a predicted model, not a curated record.